This is a messenger RNA of Venustampulla echinocandica, 747 nucleotides long. Its product is annotated as EMG1 Protein Essential for Mitotic Growth. Gene Ontology annotation, cellular component: nucleolus; small-subunit processome. The transcript is spliced from 2 exons. Gene Ontology annotation, molecular function: rRNA binding; rRNA (pseudouridine) methyltransferase activity. The coding region runs from base 1 to 747 and encodes 248 amino acids. NCBI's taxonomy places the organism in Eukaryota, Fungi, Ascomycota, Leotiomycetes, Helotiales, Pleuroascaceae. Gene Ontology annotation, biological process: rRNA base methylation. The record is from RefSeq and is a predicted model, not a curated record.
AUGGCAGGAACUCAGUCGCUCCCACCUCCUGCGCUCCCCCAGCUUGUCGCCGAACAGCACGUCCCAAUCCCGUCAACUGACAAAGAUUCGAAGCGACUCAUUGUCGUUCUUUCGAAUGCCAGUCUCGAGACCUACAAGUCGUCGCAUGCCGGCGGCAGACCCGGCCAACGCGAUGAGAAAUAUUCGCUCCUCAACAGCGACGAGCAUAUUGGGAUUAUGCGCAAGAUGAACCGCGAUAUCAGCGAUGCUCGUCCCGAUAUUACACAUCAGUGCCUCCUCACCCUUCUCGACUCUCCUAUCAACAAGGCCGGCAAGCUUCAGAUUUACAUCCACACGGCCAAGGGCGUCCUGAUCGAAGUCAGCCCAACGGUCCGAAUCCCACGUACCUUUAAGCGAUUCGCUGGCCUCAUGGUGCAGCUCCUCCACCGCCUCUCGAUCCGAUCAGUGAACUCGCAAGAGAAGCUGUUGAAGGUCAUCGCAAAUCCAAUCACCGACCAUCUUCCACCAAACUGCCGAAAAGUCACUCUGAGUUUCGAGUCUCCCUUGGUACGUGUUCGGGAGUACGUGGAGAACUUGAACGAAAAUGAGAGUAUCUGCGUAUUCGUUGGAGCUAUGGCCAAGGGAACCGAUAAUUUUGCGGACCAGUACGUCGACGAGAAGAUCUCCAUCAGCAACUUCAGUCUUUCGGCGAGUGUGGCCUGCAGCAAAUUCUGCCACGCCGCCGAAGACGUGUGGGACGUUAUCUAG